GCUCAGGUUUUUGGUAGCAAGCCGGCCAACUUUUUGCGCACGGACGGCAGCGAUUGUGUUAGCUUUGCGGACUUCGCGACGGGCAUGCCAAACUGCACGCUCGCAUCUGCAUAUCGGGGCCACGCCACCACGAGAACGGUACAACAGGCAGAGAGGAGGCAAUUGCGGCUCCAACACAAAUCAUGAACGCCUUCCGGUGCUUGAGGGUCGUCGCGCGCCCUGCAACCAGCGCAUCUACACUCCUCAGACCACGCAUAGCACCAACAUACCAAACAUCUACACCCUCAUCAACCCGCCAAAUAUCUCUCCUCACACCCCGGCGUCCCAUACUGCCCCGCACAAACACCCUGCCAGCAGCCGGCAGCACAUCUUUCGUACCCUCAUCUUCCGAGACACUAGACCUCGCCUCGAAAAUCUCCUCACAUCCUGGUCUGGGCAGCACACAGAUCCGAUGCGGUCCGCGCGAUACAUACAACCCAAGUCAUCUGGUGCGGAAGAGGAGACAUGGAUUCCUGAGCAGGAUUAGGACGAAGAAGGGGAGGAAGAUGAUCAUGAGGAGGUUGAAGAAGGGAAGGUGGAAUAUCAGUCAUUAAAGAACUGUCCAUAGAGAGGGGUGGCGGGUUUGACUGCUGGAUGAUUCCCCAGGUGCCCUUCAUAUGCGAGCAGCAAGAGCGCUAUGUGUAUAUUGAAUGUACUGUGUGUAUGCGUACUCUGCAUCUAUAGGCAUGUACUAUAUGAGACGAGAGAAAUCAAUAGUCCUCACCGUCGCA
Alternaria alternata is the source of this 770-nucleotide messenger RNA. RefSeq lists its product as hypothetical. The coding region runs from base 183 to 593 and encodes 136 amino acids. The record is from RefSeq and is a predicted model, not a curated record. The transcript has 2 exons. Lineage: Eukaryota; Fungi; Ascomycota; Dothideomycetes; Pleosporales; Pleosporaceae. Gene Ontology annotation, cellular component: mitochondrial large ribosomal subunit; ribosome. Gene Ontology annotation, biological process: translation. Gene Ontology annotation, molecular function: structural constituent of ribosome.